Messenger RNA from Kogia breviceps (pygmy sperm whale), 4180 nucleotides. NCBI's taxonomy places the organism in Eukaryota, Metazoa, Chordata, Mammalia, Artiodactyla, Physeteridae. The record is from RefSeq and is a predicted model, not a curated record.
ACGUAUAGUUUAGCCUCCAUGUGUUUGUAUUCUUUAUGUUUUUUUCCCUGUAGUUGAUUUCUAAUCUCAUAGCGUUGUGGUCGGAAAAGAUGCUUGAUAUGACUUCAGUUUUCUUAAAUUUACUGAGGCUUGAUUUGUGACCCAAGAUGUGAUCUAUCCUGGAGAAUGUUCUGUGUGCACUUGAGAAGAAAGUGUAGUUUGCUGUUUUUGGAUGGAAUGUCCUAUAAAGAUCAAUUAAAUCUGUCUGGUCUAUUGUGUCAGUUAAAUCUUGUGUUUCCUUAUUAAUUGUCUGCUUGGAAGAUCUGUCCAUUGGUGUAAGUGAGGUGUUAAAGUCCCCCACUAUUAUUGUGUUACUGUCGAUUUCCUCUUUUAUAGCUGUUAGCAGUUGCCUUACAUACUGAGGUGCUCCUAUGUUGGGUGUGUAUAUAUUUAUAAUUGUUAUAUCUUCUUUUUGGAUUGAUCCCUUGAUCAUUAUGUAGGGUCCUUCCUUGUCUCUUGUAACGUUCUUUAUUUUAAAGUCUAUUUUAUCUGAUAUGAGUAUUGCUACUCCAGCUUUCUUUUGAUUUCCAUUUGCAUGGAAUAUCUUUCUCCAUCCUCUCACUUUCAGUCUGUAUGUGUCCCUAGGUCUGAAGUGGGUCUCUUGUAGACAGCAUAUAGAUGGGUCUUGUUUUUGUAUCCAUUCAGCAAGCCUGUGUCUUUUGGUUGGAGCAUUUAAUCCAUUCACGUUUAAGGUAAUUAUCGAUAUGUAUGUUCCUGUUACCAUUUUCUUAAUUGUUUUGGGUUUGUUUUUGUAGGUCCUUUUCUUUUCUUGUGUUUCCCACUUACAGAAGUUUCUUUAGCAUUUGUUGUAGAGCUGGAUUGGUGGUGCUGAAUUCUCUUAGCUUUUGCUUGUCUGUAAAGCUUUUGAUUUCUCCUUUGAAUCUGAAUGAGAUCCUUGCCGAGUAGGGUAAUCUUGAUUGUAGGUUCUUCCCUUUCAUCACUUUAAAUAUUUCAUGCCACUUCCUUCUGGCUUGUAGAGUUUCUGCUGAGAAAUCAGGUGUUAACCUUAUGGGAGUUCCCUUGUAUGUUAUUUUGCUGUUUUUCCUUUGUUGUUUUCAAUAAUUUUUCUUUGUCUUUUAAUUUUUGUCAGUUUGAUUACUGUGUGUCUCGGCAUGUUUCUCCUUGGGUUUAUCUUGCCUGGGACUCUGUGCUUCCUGGACUUGGGUGGCUAUUUCCUUUCCCAUGUUAGGGCAGUUUUCCACUAUAAUCUCUUCAAAUAUUUUCUCAAGUCCUUUGUCUCUCUCUUCUUCUUCUGGGACCCCUGUAAUGCGAAUGUUGUUGCCUUUAAUGUUGUCCCAGAGGUCCCUUAGGCUGUCUUCAUUUCUUUUCAUUCUUUUUUCUUUAUUCUGUUCCGCAGCAGUGAAUUCCACCAUUCUGUCUUCCAGGUCACUUAUCCGUUCUUCUGCCUGUUAUUCUGCUAUUGAUUUCUUCUAGUGUAGUUUUCAUUUCAGUUAUUGUAGUGUUCAUGUCUGUUUGUUUGUUCUUUAAUUCUUCUAGGUCUUUGUUAAACAUUUCUUGCAUCUUCUCGCUCUUUGCCUCCAUUCUUUUUCCGAGGUCCUGGAUCAUCUUCACUAUCAUUAUUCUGAAUUCUUUUUCUGGAAGGUUGCCUAUCUCUACUUCAUUUAGUUGUUUUUCUGGGGUUUUUAUCUUGUUCCUUCAUCGGGUACAAAGUCCUCUGCCUUUUCAUUUUGUCUGUCUUUCUGUGAAUGUGGUUUUCCUUCCAUGAGCUGCAGAAUUGUACUUCUUCUUCGUUACAGCCCCCUUUGUGAAUCAGAUGGAAAUUUAGUCCCCUCUCCUCCGGAAAAAUGUCCACACACACAAAUGGAAUUUUGCAUACAAUCCCAAGAGGUUCAUGAAGACUAUUCAUAGGCUUCAUAAAUCAGCAUUUCUGAAUCCUUAUGUAACCUAGUCCCCUUAAUUCACAGAUAAGAAAAUAAACCCAGAGAGAGGAAGUGACUUGUCCAAGGUCACAGUUUAGGAGAAUGGAUUAAAACUCAAGUUUUCUGAUUUCCAGUCAAAUAGCCCUUAAAAUGGUUUAUUUCUCACAGGUUACUCAAGCUGCAUUGCUUAACUGUAUUCAGUGGCCCCAAAAUACUUUCAAUUAAGAGAUUUCUAGCAAAGGAAACCUUUUCACAUUGGUGGGGUUGAAUGGGACAUGGCUAAUUGGCAAAAUUCUGCAUAUUAGUGGGACUUUUUGAGUCUUUUGUUUUAAUAUGCCCCUUACUCUCCUUGCAAACUAGCCACACCAUUGUGAUUUCAGAAUGUAAAUCCCGGGCUUAUUAAAUAUUCGCAAGUAGAACAAAAAUCCUUUAAAUUCAUCUUUUGCUUUUCUUCCCACUUGUUCAAGUAUUUCUAUAUUCGUUGUGCCUGCAAGCAUUCGAUGUAGGAAGGAUUGAUGGAGAAGAUAUUAUUUCACUUUUUAUGGUGAGAAAUAAACCCAGGAAGGGUAAGGAUUACACCACAAGUACAUGGUAGAGCCAAGAGCUGAGCCCUGGUUUCUUGACCCCCAGCUUCUGCUUGUUUUCUGCCAGAGGAUUCUGUGGUCCCCAUACCUUGGUUCCUAACUACAGAUGCAAAAAGAAUAGAUGUGUAGGUGGAUAGUUAGAUAGAUGGAUACAUGGGUGUACCUCAGACCAAAUAAAUCAGAAUCUCUGAAAAUGAGGCCAGGUUUGGGAACCACUGCUGCACCCUGUGUUGGCAGAAGCAAACCUAAAUCCAGGACGGUCCCUUGGUAAUGUCCAGGGCUCCAGGAAGAGAUGUCUUUGUGGCUGGAGGCCCCUGUGCCUGUUGUUUCUCCUGUGGAGCUGUGGGAGCCAGAUGCACAAGAUGCAAGCAGCCAGCCUCUGGGAAGCAGCAACUGUGUCCUCAGGGAGGAAUCUAGCACACCCCAAUCUACUGGGGGCACUUCGAGGGUGGGGCUGGAGGCAACAGACCCCACAGCCCCGCUCCCCGGGGUGGAGGCCCCUCCAGAGUCCACAGAGCUUCGUCCACAAAAGCGGAAAAAGGGGCCAGCCCCCAAAAUGCUGGGGAAUGAGCUCUGCAGCGUGUGCGGGGACAAGGCUUCCGGCUUCCACUACAACGUGCUGAGCUGCGAGGGCUGCAAGGGAUUCUUCCGCCGCAGUGUCAUCAAAGGGGCGCGCUAUGUCUGCCACAGUGGGGGCCACUGCCCCAUGGACACCUACACGCGUCGCAAGUGCCAGGAGUGCCGCCUUCGCAAAUGCCGCCAGGCCGGCAUGCGAGAGGAGUGUGUUCUGUCAGAAGAACAGAUCCGCGUGAAGAAACUGAAGCGGCAAGAGGAGGAACAGGCUCAGGCCACAGCCGCGCCCCCGAGGGCGUCCUCUCCGCCCCAGGUCCUGCCCCAGCUCAGCCCGGAGCAGCUGGGCAUGAUUGAGAAGCUGGUGGCUGCCCAGCAGCAGUGUAACAGACGUUCCUUCUCAGACCGGCUUCGAGUCACGCCCUGGCCCAUGGCACCAGAUCCUCAGAGUCGGGAGGCCCGUCAGCAACGCUUUGCCCACUUCACGGAGCUGGCCAUUGUCUCUGUGCAGGAGAUCGUUGAUUUUGCCAAACAGCUGCCGGGCUUCCUGCAGCUCAGCCGGGAGGACCAGAUUGCCCUCCUGAAGACCUCCGCAAUUGAGGUGAUGCUUCUGGAGACGUCUCGGAGGUACAACCCUGGAAGCGAGAGUAUCACCUUCCUCAAGGAUUUCAGUUAUAACCGGGAAGACUUUGCCAAAGCAGGGCUGCAGGUGGAGUUCAUCAACCCCAUCUUUGAGUUCUCCAGAGCCAUGAAUGAGCUGCAACUAAAUGAUGCCGAGUUUGCCUUGCUCAUUGCCAUCAGCAUCUUCUCUGCAGGACCGACUGAUGUUCCCACGGAUGCUAAUGAAACUGGUGAACCUCCGGACACUGAGCAGCGUCCAUUCAGAGCAAGUGUUUGCACUGCGCCUGCAGGAUAAGAAGCUUCCCCCGCUGCUCUCUGAGAUCUGGGACGUGCACGAGUGACUGAUCCUCCCCUGCAUCUUCUGUUUUCUGAGCUGGAUGGCUGAGGCUGGUGGCUGCCUCCUAGAGGUGGCCCCGACUGAGGACAAACAUUCCUGAGGGCUGGGCAAAGGAGAUCCUCGAGUGGCAUUAAAGGAGAGUCAAAGGG